Messenger RNA from Mercenaria mercenaria, 1676 nucleotides. Its product is annotated as von Willebrand factor A domain-containing protein 7-like. The coding region runs from base 57 to 1589 and encodes 510 amino acids. The transcript is spliced from 11 exons. The record is from RefSeq and is a predicted model, not a curated record. NCBI's taxonomy places the organism in Eukaryota, Metazoa, Mollusca, Bivalvia, Venerida, Veneridae.
AAAAUAUUCCGUUGAGAGUAAAUCUAUUCAUUUUUAGAUAAAUAAAACGGGACGCUAUGAGGACAAUUCAGUACGUCGUGUUUGCCAUUUAUUUUACCUGCUCUGUCGCGUUUCUGCCGAACCCGUUUUCGGCAAUCAACAUCAAUGAUUACACACAUACGGAUAUCACAGAAAUUGGAAUAUUGAAGGCUGUGGCUCAGUUUUUCGAGGAUAACCCUGUACAGCAAUGCCAGCCGUGUUCCAAAGGAAGUUUGACCGGUAUAACUGAUAUAACAGCCAGGAAAUUGUACGAUAAAUACUAUGGAGGUCAAGUAUCAGAAAAGAGGUUUCAAGAGGCAAUAGAUGACAUCGUGAAACAGAAUAACAAAGUGGAUCAAGAUCACUACACUGAGGCCAUGUGGCACUUCAACGGAGAGAAGAUUACUGAAGCAAACGCCAAAAUGCAGACAUUACGAGACACUGUGAUACAGAUUCUAAACAAUACGGCACCAAAUUAUGACGCUGCCCGAGAAGUGAUCGGACAAUAUCUCCACUUACUUCAGAUGUUUUACAGUAACUCCAACUGGAUAGAACUCAGCGGUUCUAUAAUCUACAGACCAUUAGGCCUAACUGGACAACCAAUAAUGGCUACAGCCCCGCCGUCCAUUGACACGUGCAGAAGUUGCGGAGCCACGUUACAUACAGACUGCACCUCUAACAUUAUAGUAUCAAGAAAUUUCCUAACAAGUAGCUACAAGAGUGGACAGGACGUUACAAAACCAACCAGUAAGUACAUUUUACGGGUAUUCAAUCAGACUGGAAUAAAAAACGGAAUGCCUAUAUGGUCUACUUCCCGCGAGUUGAUGGAAAGAAUGAAAAAUCUGUCGUACGGAAGUGUAUCAUGUGGGCCACUUGACAUCGUUUCGACCACCUCACGUGCUAGUGGUGGUAUCAACAAGGACUCCAUGGAUCGGGAAUAUCCCGCAUCUCUUCACGAAGAAGGCCGCCGAAGCGCUAUAGCAAACACGAAUUUUCUUGAUGAUAAAAGCUUAUCUUUGUUUUCUGUAGAAUAUGGGUUGAGGUAUGUUGUGGGCGAUGAACCGUUCCAAGAUCUUCUACAAAUCAGGGCCGGUAACUCUCUCGUGUUUGUCAUCGACACAACGGGAUCUAUGGGUAAAGAUAUUGCUGCAGUACAAACCAAGACAGCCGAGAUAGUGCGGGAAACACAGGGUACUGCUAAUGCCCCGUACAACUAUAUUCUUGUCACUUUCAACGAUCCAGGCAACUUGACCACAGUACAGAAGACCAAAAACCCAGAUGACAUCCAGAGUUGGUUAGGGGCAAUAAAAGUACAUGGCGGAGACGAUUGUCCGGAGUUCUCACUGACCGGUAUACAAGCAGCUUCCACUGUUGCUAUGCCGAACUCACAGGUUUUCGUUUUCACUGACGCCACACCAAAAGAUCCCCAGAAAAUCAACUACAUCACAAGCUUAAUCACAGAGAAGAAACUGCGCGUGCAGUUUCUCGUUACUGGCACGUGCACUAGGCGCAGACGAAACGUAAAAUCAGUGUUUGGUUCAAAGCAAAACUUCUAUAAGAUAAAGGCAUAAAUUCGAUUUCAUGAUAGCUUGAAAAGUUUAGAAAAACAAUUCUUCUUUCUGUGGUAACUGAAAAUAAAGAUAAUUUUUAAGGUAGAA